Messenger RNA from Lytechinus variegatus (green sea urchin), 471 nucleotides. RefSeq names its product mannose-P-dolichol utilization defect 1 protein homolog 1-like. The record is from RefSeq and is a predicted model, not a curated record. Lineage: Eukaryota; Metazoa; Echinodermata; Echinoidea; Temnopleuroida; Toxopneustidae.
AUGCAUUGUGGGAUAAUAAAGAUGUCAGCCACCAUGAGUCAACGUCUGUCUGCUAACGACGAGGUUAUUUUAAAUAUCCUCAAUUUUCUGUGCAUUGCACAUUUGUUCGUCAAAAUCCCACAGAUGCGGAACAUUGUCAAAACAGGAAGCGUCAGAGGACUCAGUCUGAAAGGUUUCUUGAUGGAAACUAUUGUAUACAUGGUUGGCUUGCUGUAUUACUUCACCAAUAAUUUUCCCUUCCUGGUUUAUGCAGAAUACAUUGCUCUUGAAAUACAAGCUCUAUUGAUGGUUCUCGUAUUUCUUCAUUACUCAAAUGAUUUGGAUGUCAGGAUAUUACCGGUUGCAGCUUUAUUUUUUCUUGUGACAGCCAUUAUAGGAUCAGGGUCUCUUCCAACCUCCAUUAUUGCUUUUUUCUUGUACCAAAUGCCGGCUUACCAGAAAAUGGGUACAUUCAAGGUGGUGGGUGGAUGA